Messenger RNA from Aspergillus viridinutans, 507 nucleotides. Its product is annotated as putative short chain dehydrogenase. The transcript has a single exon. Bases 1 to 507 code for a protein of 168 amino acids. The record is from RefSeq and is a predicted model, not a curated record. Lineage: Eukaryota; Fungi; Ascomycota; Eurotiomycetes; Eurotiales; Aspergillaceae. Gene Ontology annotation, molecular function: oxidoreductase activity, acting on the CH-OH group of donors, NAD or NADP as acceptor.
AUGUCCUACACAAACAAAACAGCCCUCAUCAUCGGCGGUAGCCACGGCAUCGGCCUCUCAACCGCCCAGCUCGGGCCCGCCACCAAAGUCAUCCCCUGCGACAUCACCUCCUUACCGUCCAUCAGCACCCUCGUCGAUACAGCCUCGUCCUUCUUCGGAACAGGCCGCACAAUCGACCUCCUCUUCAUCAACGCCGGGUACGCCGCCUCCAAGGCGGCGUUGCACUCGUUUGUGCAGACGCUGGCGGCGGAGUUGGUGGGUGCGCAGGUGCGUGUGAAUGCUGUGUCGCCUGGGUUCGUGAAGACGCCGACGAUGGGGGUGGUGGGGGCGUCGAGGGAGGAGUUGGUGGAGUUUGAGGGGCAGGGGGUGAAGGGUACGCCGAUGGGGAGGAUUGCGGACCCGGCGGAGGUGGCCAAGGCAGUGGUGUUUUUGGGGUUCGAGGCGACGUUCACCACGGGGGAGCAGGUUGUUGUUGAUGGGGGGUUGGCUACGUUGCGAUUGCAUUAA